UAUUUUAGAGCUGAUUUCUAUUCCUGACACCAUGAAGCGUAUAAAGUUGUUCUCUUAUCGAUUCAGUCUACUCAAAUUAAAUUUAGUGGCAGUAGUUGCGACAGUGUUAUUCAAUGAAAUUUUGAUUUACCAUCUGCAGAAGUUGCGAUGGGAGAGGUUUGUUUGUGAAAGUGAUGAAUGCACGAGAAUUCUCCUUGUAUCAGACCCACAAAUAUUAGGAGAAGAUCAUGAAUUUUGGAUUUCUCGUUGGGAUAACGAUAGACAUUUGAAGCAAACCUUUCAUCAAGCUGUCGUGCAUGUUAAACCAAAAGUUAUUCUAUUCCUUGGCGAUUUAAUGGAUGAAGGAUCCAUUGCAGAUGAUGAGAAAUUUCAAAACUACUACAAACGAUUUCAAAAUAUUUUUCAAACACCACAUGAUGUGAAAACUAUUUACAUACCAGGCGACAAUGACAUAGGAGGCGAAGGAUCAGAACCAGUAAAAACAGACAAAGUGAUACGUUUUAAAAAUGCUUUUGGUCAAGAAGAAAUUUGGAAUCUUGAACAGAAAAUUCAAAUAAUUACACCAAGCUUGCUCAUUAGAGACAAGAUGAUUAAAGAUUCGAUAGAUUUCAACUCAACUAGAAUUACUAUCAGUCAUUUUCCUAUCCUUUAUAACAUCGGAAAUUCAUAUAAAACACUCCAGAAAUUUCAACCUACAAUUAUUUUCAGCGCCCACGAUCACAGAUCUAGGGAAAUUGUCGGUGAUGCUUUGAAAUUCAGUCAUAAAUGGCCCACGCCUAUAUUAACUCCGAAAAUAUUUGAUCUUGAUCUCUUGAACAGACAAAAGAAAAUAAUCGAGCUUCAAGUCACAACGUGUUCAUACAGAAUGGGAACAAUGAAAAUUGGUUACGCUCAGGCAAUUUUUGAUAACAAUUUGUUAAUAUAUUCACCAAUGUUUAUCAUUAGUCGGUUUUAUCAAUUAGGUUUUUAUGUUUUAUUUCUGUUAAUUAUGUUGAUAGUGAAUAUAUGUAUUAAGAAAAAACGUGUUGAAGCUGCUACUCAUGCUUAUUCUCGGCUAAACAUUAAUCAAUGAAACGUUUUAGAAAAUAAAAUUUUUAUCUGUUUCCCAAGGAUAUGUGAAAUUGAUUCCCCAGAUUUUUCAUAGGUUCGGAGUUACAUUUACUUGCUUCACUCAAAUGCUAAAGCGAGUUUUAUUCACUGUCAAAAUGGCUUAUAAAACAAGUUUCUUUAAUGCUGCUGUUUAAAUUCCAUCAUUGGUAUUUACAACUAUAAAACUCAAAUUAUAUUGGUUUUUUAAAAAGAUUUAACAUUUCCGAAAUUCAAUUUUCAUAUUCACGAAUAAAAGGAAAAAGGAUUCAAUGGAAAAUGAACUUUUGAUAGAAUAAAAAAGUAAUGAAGAUGAAAGAUAAAAGAAAAAUCAAAAUAUUGAAUAGGUUACAUGGCUGUGCACAUGAAC
Molecule: messenger RNA, 1456 nt
Organism: Clunio marinus
Lineage: Eukaryota; Metazoa; Arthropoda; Insecta; Diptera; Chironomidae
Source: the annotation of a GenBank genome assembly